CAAUAAUGAGGUGGUAUAGGGUAUCGCUAGCUAAUUCUACCUUCAACAUUUUAAACAAUUAUGUGUAGCAGUUUAUAUCUCUUGUUAACCGUUUAAAGUGUCUACCUUAGGUCUGUAUUUGCAGAUCAGAAGUUUUACAAACAAAGUAUCCUUUAAAAUGUGAUUUUGUUUCAUUGCAGACUCUGACCUGAGUCCAGGAAUUUACAUACUCCAUUGGAUGUAAGGCUGUGAUGCUUCAUUCUGACCAUGGACCAUUGGACAUCGCAAACAUGUCAACCAACGAGGACAAAACAACUGAUUACAUGCAAAAUACAGUUAUAUGUCAACAGAAAUGUCAACAAAUAGUGUGUGUGAUUUAAAAGGAAUGUACCAAUCUCAUACUGGAAUGAAAGCAUAUUGUUUGUAUGAAAUGAUUUAAGCAGUAGGUAUGAGGCAUACUAUGGCCCAAAUGUAUGGAACAACGAAAGUCUUUCAGCUACUGGACUACAUUCAUUUCAUUCAAGUCUGACAACUUUCUCAGCUACUUUCUCAAGGAAUAUCUGAAUGUGACUUGAGCACACGCCCAGGAUAUUUUUCCUUAUAAUUAAUUGACAGUUUUUUCAAUUUGCUGUAGGUCAUAUAUGUAGCCUCAAUUCAACUGAUUACAAGAUUUUUUUCUUUAAUGAAUCUUUGAGCCUACAGCAAAUUAAUGAUUAUCUUACCAAUAUAUGCAACAUGCUGGAAGGAAAUUACUUUUAAUAUAUUUACGCAAAAUUCGGGAAGUCUUCAUUAUAAUGGAUGAAACUGUGCGUGCAACGACAAUAUUUUUCCAUGGAUUAAACAAAGAGAAUGGAAUGAACAUCAAGUUAUAUUCUUAAAAGAAAUUUUUACGGAGUGAUUUAAUACAAACCAGUGCUAAAGGAAUACAACGUUUAUGGAUGAAUUAUGCAAAGUUGAAACCAAUGUGAUGAAUUACUGUGAUACAAACUGGAAAUGGCAAGCAAAUACCUCUGUGAUAGCUAGUCAAGUAUUGCCACGGAACCAUGGUGUGAACAAAUGAAAUUAAUGCAAUUUUGUGAAUUAAUGACCAGCCCGGUUACUUACAAGGAUAAAGAGUGUGUAUCAAGUCAAUAAUUGGAUAUAACGGUGUCAGAGCCCUGCCAUUUAAUACCUUCGUAUGUCCCGACAAGUGCUUAUAAAUAAAUUGAUUAUAGAUUGCUGCAGAUAACUUGGGGAUACAUUACGACAUUUUCUAAGUCUACGCCUGUGAUUUUAUUUAUUAUACGAUGGUUAUACAUAGUGCCAACCACUGAUUUUAUCAGUGAUCACUAAAGGGAGAUAACACACUGUCACGACUUCCCCGCUACAUGUAAUUCCCUGUUACCGGUGGUAUUGAAUUGACUACAGAGUUCUCCCAUGAGAGAGAUUAAAACUGGCCAUUAUUGAUGCGAGUUGACAGGGAGUAACGGAGAGUGUAUAGACAAGUUCUAAUUGGAGCUAGUGGAGCGGAUUGCCAGCAGCCGCAGCAGCAGUAUUGAUACUGAGGACCAGACUUUAGUCAACCUGUGACUGACAGCUAGUCGUCAGCAUAGACAUGUCGACUAAACAUCUGACUAUCAUUGCGCUAGUCCACACUGUUUUCAUAUUCCCAAAUUUUCCAAAUUUAGUCAAUUCAAACCCAGGUAUUACUGCAAUCACACCUAAACCCCUGGGGGUUGGGGAGAGUGAUAAAACGAAUGGAAGCGAGUCCCUCCCAGAAACAACAAAAUUACAGUCCAAUCUGUCAAGUGUACAGGCAGCAAAGCCAAUAUCUGUGUCCAGUUCCAACGAGUCCUCAAGUAACACAAUGACCUCACAGAUCCCCUAUUCGCUGCUAUCUACUCUGCUGCCUGUAUCGGCAGCACUGAAGAGUCCUAGCAAUUUUACUACAGGCACAUUCCAGUCACAACAGCCAUUCCUCAAUGUGUCCCCAACUCCGGCGGCCAGCCUCUCCCCUCGUGCUGUCAAUGAAACCUUCCAGAUCUUCCUUAACCCACCAUCAAUCAAUGAACUGCGAGUGAAUUCUAAUCAGACCAUCAUCUUCAACUGUACAACUACAUCAGGCCGGAGUGCGACGACACGUCAAUAUGAUGAUAAUAAUAAUGCUAAUACUAGUGCGACGAACAAUGGGUCUUCUUUGCCACCAAACCAUGCGGACUCUGUCCAGAACGCUGCCACUAACGGCAAUGGCAGUGCCCCUGUAACAAGACGUAGGUACCAGGCGGUCAUUCAAACCAGCAAUGGCAAAGUGGCCAAGUUAUACAAAUGGGAUAAAAAUAAGAAACGGAGAAAUUUCUAUGACAACAGUGAUUAUCUAUAUGACAAAAUUCGUAUGCAUGUUCGUCUCAAUGAGGAGUACAACUUUACCGUAGAGGCAAUGCAUAUAGGUUAUGUGACUAUGUCCAUAACUCUUCUAGAUCUCGACAGUGAACAAACCGCUAAGGAGGGGGCAUACAGGGCUUUAUCCCAUGCCAAACUCGCCAUGACUGCUAUACGGCCAGAAAAAACGGCAGACUUUGUUUUUGAUUGUUCAGCCGCCGCGGUGGCCAUUCUCAUCAGCUUCGGAAUUGGAUGUGUUACAGACACAGAGAGUCUAAAACGUCAACUCAAAUACCCAAUGUCCAUUCUCAUUGGUGUGUGUUGUCAAUUCCUUCUGAUGCCUGUGCUAGCCUUCGGUAUAGCCAUGAUGCUGCCUCUAGAACUAAGCAUUCGAUUCGGUCUGCUGUGUGUGGCAUGCGUUCCAGGAGGUGGGCUUGGCCAUGUCGCAGUCGUGGUCAGUCAAGCUGACCUUCCGCUCAGCCUCGCUAUGAAUCUUCUCAGCAUCAUUGUCAUGCUAGGUACAGCUCCAAUGUGGAUAUCUGUGUUGGGACAAUACUUUGGACAGAAAAGUAUAUCAAAGGUUAUUUACAACUUUGAGAUCUGGCUGGCCUCCACGUUCUUUGCUUACACUGCCGGACUUGUGAUAAACCGUUUUAAACCAGGAAUGGCGGACGCCCUACUGACCUGGAUCAUCAAGCCAUUCCUUCUUCUCGCAACGAUAUUAUACAUUACCUUAGGAGUGUAUAUAAACAUGUACAUGUUCGAUGAUAUCAAAAUUUACGCUGUGUUAGCGGCACUUCUACUUCCAAUUACAGCUUUCGCCAUAACCUUUGGUCUUUCAAAAGUGUUUCGCCAAAAACCGAAAUUUUGUCAAUCUGCUGCACUAGAAACUUCUAGUUUCAACUGCCUAAUAGUGCUAGCUGCAAUACGGUUUACACUUCCGAAACCUGACGCCGAUUUAGCGUCGGAAAUACCUAUAUGGAUCAUGUUCACAAUUCCCGGGAUGUAUGUGAUUCUUUCCGUGAUUCGAGUGAUCAAAAAUUUUAUUUCCAAUUUUUUGGAAAGUCGAAAGCAACAACAAUUUCGCCAUUUUAGCAUUGCAUCAGGAAUAGUAAACCAGGCCAACAUGGCUGCCUUAUCAGCACCGCUAUUUGUGACUGAGGUAACGGACGAUGAGCAAGGCUCUGUGAGUGAAAAAAUCACUGUGUUAUAGCAUACAAAGUUAUAUAAUGGAGCAGCAGAAAAUAGUACGUGAUAAUGUAUCAUCUUAGAUGAGUAUAGACUCAGUGUACAAUAUUAUUAAUAUAUAUAUAUAUAAAUUCAUGAGUGUGUGGAUUGGAAACAGAUUGUUAUAAUUUAUUCAAAUUCCAGGAAUAGACGUUGCCAUGAAUGACCAUAUUUGGAAUAAGUGGUUGGCAUGUGAUUUUUUUUUUUUUUUUUUUUAUCAUUUGUUAAUGGUAUAUAUGUGCAUUUUGAUUUCAUCAGUAUCUUAGUUGAAAACGGGAAAGUUUCCCCUACUAUUCCAAUGACUGUCAAUGUGUAUACAACAGAUCUGUUAUACCUGUUUCAAGCUUCCCAAAUACCAUGAUGAUCAUGACCUCAUUCAUAAAUGCUCAUUAUACAUGUCAUAUAUAUGUCAGAAACCAAAAAUUAAUGAUUCCUCAAUGGGCUUGAAUUCCUUUUAAUUGAUUUCUGUAAUUAAUUAAUUUAAUUAAUGUUAUUAUGUAAUUUCAUGUAAUUAUAAGAGAACGAUGCAAAGAAAACUUUAUUUUGCCAAUAAUGUUACCAUUUUGUCCAUCAGUUUCUAUUCAAUUUUUCAUUUUCUAAAAUAAAAAAAUUCAUUUAAGAGUCGAUAUGAAAACUCUGUAUGUGUGUAUCCACUAGUAAAAUAAGAAGAUUGCCUGUACCAUAUUUAUCCUGCAAUAAGCCCAGGGGCCAACACACAAUUUUUGACUCAAAGUUCUUAAGAGUUGGCUUAUCACAAGCAGAAGAUCUAUAUUACUAUAUUAUAAGCUACCAUAAAUAGGGAUGGGCUUAUUACCAGGCAUGGGCUUAUUAUCUUCAGAUAAAUGUGGUACAUGCUAUUAUAUGAAAUUGUCCGUUAAAUAUAUAGGUUCAUCAUGAAUUUGUACACAUGGAGUAAGUAAAUACUAUAAAAGUGAUAUUAGUGUAGAAAAUCCUUAGCUUGUAAGCUGUAUGUAUUUAAAUAUCUAUUUAAAUAUUUAUAGCUUUUUCCUAUACAACUGUUUUGUUACAUCAAUAUAAACCACAAAACACAGUGAUAAUAUAUCAAGAGGAAGCAAUAACAGAAAUUUCUUGGCAAAUGAAGUAAAUCUAAUAACAGAAUAUAAUAUAAUGAGUCCUUAGCCUUGGGUAAAUGGUCGGCCCAGAAUCGCAACAUCAAUUAGGUAGAACCCCAGUGCUCUCAUACAGAUGCUAUACCGCCAAAGAUGAAUAUGUUUGAAAGUCUUCAGACUUACUUGGUCACCUGUUAUAGCAAAAAGUAGUAUAAUAACGACACACAUUCCCCAUUCUUUUGAUGAACUACGUGUACCGUAGUUACAACACAAGUUAAUGAAACAUUUAAAUGGCACAAACAAAAUACAAGGGAUAUUUACAGUACAUCUGAACUGAUGGCAUACCCAAAAGGUACACAAGUAUUGAUGACAUAAGACCACAGUACACAUAAAUUGAUGAAACAUUAAACAAGUAUUGAUGACAAAAGACCAUGGUACACACAAAUUGAUAAAACAUUUAACAGGCCCACAAAAAAAUACUAGGGUAUACAGUACACCUGAACUUAUGACACACUUGAAAGGUACACAAGUAUUUAUGACAUAAAAUCACAGUACACAAAAAAUAAAAGGGUAUAUACAGUACACCUGAACUGAUGACACACUUGAAAGGUACACAAGUAUUGAUGACAUAAAAUCACAGUACACAAAAAAUAAAAGGGUAUAUACAGUACACCUGAACUGAUGACACACUUAAAAGGUACACAAGUAUUGAUGACA
This is a messenger RNA of Pecten maximus, 5351 nucleotides long. RefSeq lists its product as uncharacterized. The transcript has 3 exons. NCBI's taxonomy places the organism in Eukaryota, Metazoa, Mollusca, Bivalvia, Pectinida, Pectinidae. The coding region runs from base 1574 to 3550 and encodes 658 amino acids. The record is from RefSeq and is a predicted model, not a curated record. Gene Ontology annotation, cellular component: membrane.